This is a messenger RNA of Linum trigynum, 457 nucleotides long. NCBI's taxonomy places the organism in Eukaryota, Viridiplantae, Streptophyta, Magnoliopsida, Malpighiales, Linaceae. The record is from the annotation of a GenBank genome assembly.
UCAUCACUCAAUCUAACAAAGACGAAGAAAGACUUGAGUAAUUCAGAUAUUCAAUCCAGAGAAAGCAUAUAUCUAUCAUCAUGGUGAUGGGCAAGGCUAACCUCAAGUUCGUGAUGUUCGUUUUGCUGGUCGGCCUUCUGAUCACCAGCAGUGCAGCUACCAAGAAGAAGUGCAGUGACCCUUAUGUAGUAGAAGACGGCGAAGAUUGCUAUAAGAUAGCCACAGCCCACAACAUGAGCCUUGAGGACCUCGAGAGCAUGAACCCUGAUGUCAACUGCGCCAAGCUGCAGCCUGGAAACAAGCUCUGCCUAGAAAAAAAUUAAUUCUGAACCCUAACUACCUUUAUAUUUGCAUAUCAAUCAAUCACAACCAUGCUCAAUAUAUCCUCAGUAAGUUUGACCUUAAUGUCUCGUCAUUCAUCGACGAUUCUUAGGUCUAAUAAGAAACUAAAGUUUAC